Molecule: messenger RNA, 1181 nt
Organism: Gossypium arboreum
Lineage: Eukaryota; Viridiplantae; Streptophyta; Magnoliopsida; Malvales; Malvaceae
Product: PHD finger protein ALFIN-LIKE 2
Exons: 5
Coding region: 129-842 (237 amino acids)
Biological process (GO): regulation of DNA-templated transcription
Cellular component (GO): nucleus
Molecular function (GO): histone binding; transcription coregulator activity; transcription cis-regulatory region binding
Source: RefSeq, a predicted model, not a curated record
AUUCAGACAACAAACAAACAAACAAAAAGAUCUGUAAUUUUUUUCGAAAUAAAGAACAAUUUUCCUUUUUUGCACAAACAGAGUUACAUUUUUAAUUAUAAUAAUUCAUAGUUAUUUGUAAGAAAAAAAUGGCUUCCUCUAGUCCUCGUACUGUUGAAGAGAUCUUCAAAGACUACAACGCUCGACACUCCGCUCUUGUUCGUGCUCUCACUUGUGAUGUAGAUGAUUUCUACUCGCAAUGCGAUCCAGAUAAGGAGAACUUGUGUUUGUAUGGUCACCCGAAUGAGGCAUGGGAGGUAGCUUUACCUGCAGAGGAAGUUCCACCUGAGCUCCCUGAGCCGGCCUUGGGCAUUAAUUUUGCAAGAGAUGGGAUGAACCGCAAAGACUGGCUUUCGCUGGUUGCUGUGCAUAGUGAUUGUUGGUUGCUCUCUGUGGCUUUCUACUUUGGGGCUCGACUUAAUCGUAAUGAGAGAAAGCGAUUAUUUAGCAUGAUAAACGAUCUUCCCACCAUCUUUGAAGUUGUUACUGGAAGGAAGCAGGUCAAAGACAAACCCACAGUAGAGAGCGGAAGCAAAUCACGAAAUAGCACUAAGAGGUCACUCGAUGGGCAGCCGAGAAACAAUCCUAAGAUAGCUGAUAAUAGUUACGAGGAGGAUGAAGAAGAGCAGGGUGAUACCUUUUGUGGGAUCUGUGGGGGAGGAUACAAUUCCGAUGAGUUUUGGAUUGGUUGUGACAACUGUGAACGGUGGUACCAUGGAAAGUGUGUGAAGAUAACACCAGCGAAGGCAGAAAUGAUUAAGUUUUACAACUGUCCUUUGUGCCAAAAGAAGGUAAGGCAAUAGUCAUCAAUGGAGGGAUUAACCCCGAUUGGUUUUAUUCACCGAUGUUGUUGUAAAGCAGCUAUGGGCAAAUGAGUGCGUAAUUCUGUUGUUACUGGCCUAUCCUCCCUAGAAUCGCAAGCCAUUCGCUUCGGUUCUUUAGGUACAUGAAUAACAUGUAGUGGCAUACAAAAUGAAUGAUGCAUAGGCUUUACGUUUGUGUUCGGUUUUCAUAUUUUGGAAUUGAGUGGAUACUUAGUUGCUUUUAUGUCCAAAUGACUGAUCCAAUUCCCAAUCGAUUAGGUUUUAUGUACAAGAGAAACAUCUAUCAUGUCCAGUUUAAAUACUUUCUCUUUUCCCCUA